Messenger RNA from Vicia faba (fava bean), 3642 nucleotides. The record is from the annotation of a GenBank genome assembly. NCBI's taxonomy places the organism in Eukaryota, Viridiplantae, Streptophyta, Magnoliopsida, Fabales, Fabaceae.
AUGGAAUGGGCAAUGAGUGGUUCGUUGCUUGAGAAUUUGAAGAUAAACGAUAAUCCAUGGCUUCCUCCUAAAACUUGGGAAUCUCUACCCUCCGAAAGCGGUCUUGCUGCACGCUCCUCCUCCUCUUCUUCUUCUUCAAAAUCAUCAUCAAAUGAGACCCUCUCCACUCUUUCUGAACAAAGUUUGGUGAGGUUGGCGACUAAUGCUUUGCUAGGUAUUAAAUCAUCUCUCAUCACCAUCCAAAACCUAUCUCCCAUUUUUUCUUCUCAUCCUCCUCGCACUACUUUCCUCCAUCUCUGGAACCGAGCCUCCACCACUCUUUCUUUGUCGAAUAUACUUCAAUCCAUUGCUUCCACUGGUUCUCUCGUUUUUCUUCUCCGUCACUUCGUUGAUUAUUUUACUAAUACCCUAAAUCAACACCCUUCCGACCCUCCCUAUUCUCUUGUUAAUCAAGCCUUUGCUGUGGCUGUCGGGAACGUCUUGGAAGGAUACUUUUCUGGACUCGAUACAGUACAUGCAUCUCUAAUUUUCAGGCGUUCUUCCAAACAUGUUGAUUUCUCUACGUCUGCUUGUUUCAACAGUGUUGCGCAUUCCCAAAUUACACUGCUUGAGUUAUUUCUGCACACUAAGGAACUCAGGGUGAAGAUUGAAUCUCUUGCAAGCAUAUGUAACCUACAAAACUGGGCUCAUUGUGUUUCAGAUACUGAUUUUGAGGAUCUCAUUACUAAAGCUACUUCUCAAUUUUCUAACUUCUCCAGAGGGGGGGACUUGUUAACUUUUUUGUAUCAACAAUUACAGGUUGCUGAUUCUGCUCACUGUGAUUUGCUCAAGUUUCUUUUUCUUCAAUCGUGUGAACCAUAUUGUGGAUUCAUUAGAUCUUGGAUUUUCAAAGCGGAAAUCCAUGAUCCCUAUAACGAGUUUAUUGUUCAAAAUAUCGACUGUUUUUCUCCUAAGUCACAUGUUGACUUCCCACACGUUCAAGCUGAUAAAUCUGGUGACUUCCCAUCGUCAAGUAUCAGGUUGCGAGAUGGAGUUCCCGUUCCUGGGUUUCUAAAGGAGUUAUUGGUUCCACUUGUUAGAGCUGGUCAGCAGCUUCAAGUACUACUGAAAUUACUUGAACUGUGCAUUGACGUUGCUGCUGGAAAACAUAGUUCGGAUGACUUUCUACCCUGCUGGAGUGGCUUCUCAAGCAAUAGUCUGCCUUAUUUUUCUCCACUGACUUUCAGCAAAGAUAUUAUAGAAAAUAUGGUACUUGCAAGAGAAAGCUACUAUAAAAGGAUGAAUGAAAAAACUGAAAGCCUUUUGAGCAGCUUACACGUUAGAUAUCAGCAGCUACCUAUGCCUACUCCAGUUCCUUCUUUUGAUAAUGGUGGGGGGACUAUAGACAAACUAUGCCAGCUCAUGUCAGAAGAGGAACCUAUUGUCUGUCCAACAGCAGAUAAAAGUUCUUCACAAAUGGGAUUUGAUAACUUGGAAUCGGAUGUGUCAAGUACAGAAGACGAGUUCUCUUUGCUGGAAGAUAUCUAUGGUUCAUCUGAAACUUCAUCCUUAACCAGCACUGAGGAGCAAUUGGAGUCUGAUCAGCUUAGUGGUUGGCCAAUAUCAGGGCAACAAAGUCAUCUAUCUACUUUAAAAUUCUUGAAGAUUAAUACCUUAAGUAGUUCAAUACAGAAUUCCUGUCAUCAUGAAAAGUCAGGCAGUGACUCACAUGGAAUAUAUGAUAAAAUGGAUGCCAUCGAUCAUUUGGUGAAUUCCUCCAAUGAGGGAAUGAUAUCAAGUGUGUUUGAUACUCUAAAUCCUGAGAGUUCAAGGUGCUCAAGUAAAUUCAGUAUUCUACAGAGAGGUAGCUGCAUUGAUAGUUAUUCAUCAAUGGUUCAAUUACUGAAAAAAUCAUUUGAUGAUGAUAAAACUGUUGAGCAAAAGAUGACAAAAAAGGGCUUGCAACCCCUGAAUUAUUCCCAGUUAUGUCACAUUGCCAUUGGUGAUAAUUUGAGUGGGGAGACCUUGAGUGAGGAUCAACCUGUUAAUGAUACACUAGCUUCAUGUUUGCGUGCUUUUCAACCACUAAAAGCUGGCCAUCAGUGCAAUCUUCCUAGCAUUAAUCCCUUUAGUAUGAACAUAAUGUUGACUAGAAAUGUUUUGCUUCAACAGACAGGUAUGAAAGGGGAAAAAUGCAAAGUAGAUCAUGCACAAACUUUGCCAUUCUUCAAUUUUUCUACUGUAGAGGACCCUUAUAAGGUUUAUAUGGACAAGUUACCCACCAAUUCCAUCUGUAUAAGCACAUCUUCGUAUCCUUUGGAUAGUUGUGCAUCUACUCACGGUAAUCAGAAUAAUGAAUAUGAAGAAAAAAAUGGCCAUAGGAAUGAGGAUGGGUUGGUCGAUGUUCCCAAAUAUUGUUUUGAUGCUUCACUGGAUGUGGUAGACCAUAAGCAGUAUGUUUCAACAGAUGCAUCUGGUGGGAGCAGCUGGGAAAGACUACUUGGCAGUUUUAGGAAAACUGUUGAUUGUGAUGCUACUCAAAAGCAGAAUUUGCUGUCAACAUUUGAGAUGCCACUUGAUAUUAUAAUUGACAAGUGCUUAGUUCAGGAAAUCAUGGUUCAAUACAAUUAUGUCAGCAAAUUAAUCAUCAACAUGCUUGAGGAGGCAUUUAAGCUGCAAGAGCAUCUUUUAGCACUGCGGCGGUAUCAUUUUAUGGAAUUAGCAGAUUGGGCAGAUUUGUUUAUCUUGUCACUAUGGCGACAUAAGUGGUCUGUUACAGAAGCUAAUGAGAGACUUCCAGAAAUUCAAGACCUACUUGAAUUGUCAAUUCAGAAGUCUUCUUGCGAGCAAGACACCAAUAAGGCUAGGUUGUUUGUGUACAUGAAAGGACAUGGGAAAUUACCUCUUUCGGCAUCUGCUAUCGGGGUCCGUUCUUUCGAUUUCUUAGGACUGGGUUACCGCGUGGAUUGGCCACUCUGUAUUAUUUUGACACCAGCUGCAUUAAAAAUAUAUGCUGAUAUAUUCAGCUUUUUGAUACAAGUGAAGCUUGCUUUAUUUUCAUUGACUGAUGUGUGGUGCUCCUUAAAGGAUAUUGCGCAUACAACCAAUAAGGAUCUAAGUGCUGAAAUACGCCAGCAUGGGGCAGGACAUCUUAAUAUAUUAAUGAAGAUGAGGCACCAGAUCAGCCAUUUUGUAUCUACUUUGCAGCAAUAUGUGGAAUCACAAUUAUCACACAUGUCAUGGUGCAGAUUUCUUCAUUCCCUUCGGCACAAGGUGAAAGAUAUGAUGGAUCUAGAGUCUGUGCACAUGGAAUAUCUUGCUGAUUCGUUAAGAAUAUGUUUCCUAUCUGAUGAAACAAAGGCAGUGGGCUGCAUUAUUGAGAGCAUUUUGCAAUGUGCACUUGAUUUCCGGUCUUGUAUUACGAUAGGUGCCUGGGAUAUUGGAAACGAUCGAGGAGACUUAUUAGGAAAGCUUUCCACAGUGAAUAUAUCCCAGGUCCUUUCCAUAAAGCAGAAGUUCGAUAGAAGUCUAAAUGAAUUGCACGUCUGCUAUGUCAAGGAACCUAAGCAUGUGAAUUUUGGGCUUUCUCGUUUCUGGGAAUAUCUCAACUACAAUGAAUAUUAUUCGGAUGUCAACAAUGGGAUGGGGUACUACUCUGUCUGA